Anoplopoma fimbria (sablefish) is the source of this 1516-nucleotide messenger RNA. RefSeq names its product matrix metallopeptidase 23ba (gene mmp23ba). Gene Ontology annotation, molecular function: metalloendopeptidase activity; zinc ion binding. The record is from RefSeq and is a predicted model, not a curated record. Lineage: Eukaryota; Metazoa; Chordata; Actinopteri; Perciformes; Anoplopomatidae. The transcript has 8 exons. Bases 187 to 1344 code for a protein of 385 amino acids. Gene Ontology annotation, cellular component: extracellular matrix. Gene Ontology annotation, biological process: proteolysis; collagen catabolic process; extracellular matrix organization.
CCAGAGAGCCGAGCAGAUGCAGUCUGCAGCUUUUACUGCCCGGUCCGCAGGUUUAACUGCGCUGCCCACAUUACACGCAAUGGCCAAGCAGUAAUGUUGUUGUGCAUGGAUGAUAAACCUGCAUAGUCUUCUCUGAGGGAUCAUCUGCUGCUGUGUGUUUUACCCUGGAGGUGUGAUCUCGCAGCCAUGGUGUGCUGUCAGACUCCCAGAGGUUUGCGGAGAGGAGAAUGGGGCUUCAAGCCUCUGCUGGCUGCGGUGCUGCUCAGUAUCCUGGUCGCAGGGAUGCAACAGACCACAGCCUUCCCCUCCUGGAGGUUAGAGGAAGAAGCUUACACCACUGUGUUGCUCAUCGGGAUCCGCAAAGAGGCCCGGUCACAAGUGCUUCACCUCUCCAGGAACAAGCGCUACACCCUCACCCCGGAGCAGCUCAAAUGGGACAAGUUCAAGCUAACAUACAAGUUGCUCUCCUUCCCUACAAACUUGAUAAAUGCCAGCGACACGCGCCGAGGCAUCGCCAAGGCUUUUGGCAUGUGGAGCGACGUCUCGCCGUUCAGCUUCAGAGAGGUGCCAGCUGACCAAGAAGCAGACAUGAAGAUCGGCUUCUAUCCCAUCAACCACACCGACUGUUUGCAGUCCUACUUGCACCAUUGUUUCGACGGCAUCACAGGAGAAUUGGCUCACGCGUUCUUCCCGCCAACUGGCGAGAUCCACUUCGACGACCACGAAUACUGGAUUCUGGGAAACAUGCGCUUUAGCUGGAAAAAAGGGGUUUGGCUGACGGAUCUCGUCCAUGUGGCAACUCAUGAAAUUGGCCACGUCCUGGGACUCAUGCAUUCCUUGGACCCGAAAGCUAUAAUGCACCUGAAUGCAACUCUGACAGGGCGCAAGCUAAUCACACAGGAUGAAGUGUGGGGCUUGCACCGUCUCUACGGGUGUUUGGACCGGUUAUUUAUCUGUCCGGCCUGGGCUCGGAAAGGCUAUUGCGACAGCAAGCGUAAGCUGAUGCAGAAGCACUGCCCCUCCAGCUGUGAUUUCUGUUACGAAUUCCCUUUCCCCACUGUGGCUCCAACCCAGACACCCCCAAGGACCAAACACAAGCUGGUCGUCGAGGGCAAGAAGCUAACCUUUCGUUGCGGGAAGAAAAUAGCAUCGAAGAAAGGCAAAGUAUACUGGUACAAGGACGGGGAGCUGCUGGAGUUCUCUCACCCCAACUACAUCUCCUUGAAAGACGACCACAUUACCAUAGUGGCCAACGCCAUCAACGAAGGCACAUACACCUGCAUUGUGAAGAAAAGAGACAAAGUCCUCACAAACUACUCCUGGAGGGUGCGUGUGCGCUUCUGAGGGGCCUCUGCACACUGAACAGGACGCAUUCACACACGCGGUCACACAUGGAGACCUCGUUCACUAGGGCACAUAUUUGGUUGUUUUUAAAAAAAAAAAAAAAAAAACUGUUCUUCCUGUAUCUUCCACAUCUAUUGACGUUUGUCACUAUGUAAAUGUGUGUUAAUAUGUG